UUGGGUUAUAGUAACGAAAAUACGUUCAAAGAAUUACUAAUUAGUUGGAAUCUAUUGCUUAGAAUUCAACAGGUGGUCAUGACGGAAUCCAAACCVAAUUCCUGGUGUGGACGCCAUGACAAGCCACGCGAGUUUGCCAAGCAUCAGCCCAUCAUAUGCUAUGACAAGCCGCCCUCCGCUCUUGUUUCUAAAGAAGAAUACGAUAAUAAGCGCUAUGAAGCGUUGACUGGCGAGCUCGUGGAGACAUUGGUGGUGCCCAAACGUGAGGCGCGCACCUGGACCAUGCAGACAGGUGAUCUGUGCCGCAUAACAGUGCACGAGGGCCCUCAGGUGGGGGAUGUCAAUUUCUGGAACUUGGAUAAUUGCCAAGAACGUUUCUAUUCGGGGAAAACGCGCCAGCUGCACGCAGCCCAUCUGAAGGUGUACGACAGAUUGUGGAGCUGCCUGCCCUACCUGCGCCCAAUGGCCACCUUCGUGUUCGACACCCUUGCCCAAUAUGGCAUCGAUGAGGAUGGCGGCGCACUGCACGAUGUUAUCGGCACUCGAUGUGAYGACUACACCUACAAGCUGAUCACCGGGCAAGAGCGUGUGGGCAGCUGUCACAGCUCCCUUGUCAAAGCUGUGGUGGAGGAGCGCGGCAUGACCGAGCAG
This is a messenger RNA of Drosophila arizonae, 651 nucleotides long. RefSeq lists its product as uncharacterized. The record is from RefSeq and is a predicted model, not a curated record. NCBI's taxonomy places the organism in Eukaryota, Metazoa, Arthropoda, Insecta, Diptera, Drosophilidae.